Messenger RNA from Ziziphus jujuba (common jujube), 1587 nucleotides. RefSeq names its product mitochondrial phosphate carrier protein 1, mitochondrial. Gene Ontology annotation, biological process: mitochondrial phosphate ion transmembrane transport. Gene Ontology annotation, cellular component: mitochondrial inner membrane. Bases 246 to 1190 code for a protein of 314 amino acids. Lineage: Eukaryota; Viridiplantae; Streptophyta; Magnoliopsida; Rosales; Rhamnaceae. The record is from RefSeq and is a predicted model, not a curated record. Gene Ontology annotation, molecular function: phosphate transmembrane transporter activity. The transcript is spliced from 6 exons.
AUGCGCUCUGCCAUCGUCGUGCUUCUUCCUUGCUUUGCCAAUUCCUAAUUGCCAAAUGGGGCUUCACGCAUUUUCUGAAACAUUCAAUAUGCGGAAUUUUGCAGCUACAUGAACAAUUUUCCAAGUAAUGAGUGCAGAGAAGUAGUGGUGGGUUUUGGACUGGAGAUGGUUUUCUCUGAUAGUAAGAGUGUGUAGAGGGUUUUAGAAGGAAACAAAAAUAUCGGAUAAAUUGGAAACAAGAAAUAAUGAGCGGAUCAGAAAGGAGAAUAUGCGAGGAAUUUACAUCUGGGUACUAUGGGCUUUGCGCCAUUGGAGGAAUGCUCAGUGCUGGAACUACCCACCUUGCCAUUACUCCUCUUGAUGUCCUCAAAGUCAAUAUGCAGGUGAACCCAGUCAAAUAUAACAGCAUUUCCUCAUGUUUUAUGUCCCUUUUGAAAGAGCAAGGUCCUUCUACCUUUUGGAGAGGUUGGGCUGCCAAGUUUUUUGGAUAUGGCGUUCAAGGAGGUUGUAGAUUUGGUCUCUAUGAGUACUUUAAGAGGCUUUACUCUGAUAUAUUGGUGGGCAGCAAUAGAAGUUUCAUUUUCUUUCUUAGUAGUGCUUCUGCUGAAGUGUUUGCCAAUGUGGCUCUCUGCCCAUUUGAAGCCGUCAAAGUCCGGGUUCAAGCACAGCCAUCUUAUGCUAAGGGCUUGGUUGAUGGCUUUCCAAAGAUAUAUACAUCAGAAGGCAUUCACGGAUUUUACAGGGGUCUUGUACCACUUUUGGGCCGAAACCUUAUGUUCUCCAUGGUUAUGUUCUCAACAUUCGAGCAUUCUGUGCAUUUUCUGUAUCAUAAUGUUUUCCAAAGGAGAAGGGACGAUUGCUCAACAGCUCAACAGCUUGGUAUUACAUGUUUAGCUGGAUAUGCUGCUGGUUCUAUUGGUAGCUUCAUAUCUAAUCCUGCCGACAACAUUGUUGCUUUUCUUUAUAACAAAAAGGCUGAUACCCUUGUGCUGGCUGUCAAGAAAAUUGGGCUUGCCAAUUUAUUCACAAGAAGCCUUCCUAUAAGGAUAAUGCUGGUUGGCCCUGUUGUGACUUUACAGUGGUUAUUCUACGAUAGCAUUAAAGUCUUAAGUGGAUUGCCAACUAGUGGAGAAGUUUCAAUGGACGAAAACGUGGAUGGAGCAUCCUCUGCUUAUAAAAUGGAAGAUUAAAAUAACCAUUUCUGUUUUGGAGCCAUGCAGAUGAUUAACCAUCUAAGAUGGAAGAUUCAGACAGUCAGAUUAUAACACCUUCUUAAUAUGAAUGGUUAUCGAAGGUUGAACUCGUAUCUAUAGGAAAUUCCUGAUGGCAGCAUUUUUAUACUUGCCAUCAUUCAUGUUUUUGUCUGGUUGAGCAAGUUUUGUGGUAGCUUAGAAGUUAGACUGGACAAAAAUGCUUUCAACUAGUUCUCAGCUUAUAGCUGAAAAACGAUUUUCACUUCUAGUUGAUGCAUUAGCAAGCAACAUAGUUGCCUGAGUUACAUUCUAAGCAAUUACAUGUUAUUGAAAUUGUUCUAAUUAUAUUAUACUGAAUUCUGAAAUUCUAAGUGCUCGUGCUGCCUUCCUGCUC